AGUUAACUGUUAACACACUCUCAUCACAAUUAAUAGCAAUUUGUGAUUUAAUUCACAUUUACAUCACAUUUGGUUCAUACACUUGAAGACCAUUUGCCUACGAAUAGUAACCUUUGUAUCCAAUUGUGCACUGAAUUGAUGUAAACAUUGACUACUAAUCAACAAAUGAAUUGAAUGUCAAUUGAAAUCAUUUAGAGUUAAUAUAAUCAAAUUCAUAGUAAUUUAUUAGAUAUUAUAAGACAUUGUGUUUAAUAUAACAAUAAAUCGCAAACCAAUUCAUAUCUCAAUGUCUUCAAUGGGUUUGGGAAAGAAACGUAGUCUUAAUGUCAGUGAUUAUCACAUCCAAUGUCAAGAGAAACCAUUGAAAUUAGUUAAACGAGAAUAUGAUAGCGAUUACAAUGACUACACCUCUCAAGACACCACUUCUUCGAGAGCCCAACACAUCCAACCCAUCAGACGCCACAACAAUCAGGGCGGAGGCGUUGAGGAGGCGUCACAACUAUUCUCUGGUGACCACAACAGUGUCAUCCGUAAGGGUAUCAUCAAUGGAAUAAAACCUCGAAAUAGUGAUAAUCACAAAGAGAUGGUCAUAACAGGAGUGACAUCACCGACGGAUGUGUUUUGUUCAGUGCCGGGUCGGCUAUCUUUGCUCAGCUCCACAUCCAAGUACAAAGUGACUGUCGGAGAGGUUCAGAGACGACUAUCACCGCCAGAAUGUCUCAACGCAUCCCUCUUGGGAGGUGUUCUUCGCAGGUAU
Oppiella nova is the source of this 757-nucleotide messenger RNA. NCBI's taxonomy places the organism in Eukaryota, Metazoa, Arthropoda, Arachnida, Sarcoptiformes, Oppiidae. The record is from the annotation of a GenBank genome assembly.